Messenger RNA from Habropoda laboriosa, 2772 nucleotides. Its product is annotated as sorting nexin-25-like. Gene Ontology annotation, cellular component: intracellular membrane-bounded organelle. NCBI's taxonomy places the organism in Eukaryota, Metazoa, Arthropoda, Insecta, Hymenoptera, Apidae. The record is from RefSeq and is a predicted model, not a curated record. Gene Ontology annotation, molecular function: phosphatidylinositol binding. The transcript has 11 exons.
AUGAUGUGGACCGGUUUUCUGUAUAUACCACUUAUAACUGCAUUUUUCUAUUGGAAUAAUUUACUAUGGUGUUAUGUCUUUGGUGUUCUAACCAUAUCGUGUUUCUUCUUGGGAUGUUUAAUUGUCAUGUCCAUAAAUAUUGCUCUUUCUCCGAAACACCAAACUGGUGUAAAUUCUAUAAAAACAGUUGCAGAAAUGGAUGCCUUUCAUAAUUUAUUAAUGGUAUGAUACGUAAUUGAAACUUUGAAUGUUAAAAAACAUAUACGUUACCCAUUGAUUUUUACUCGUAUGGUGGAUGGAGCUCUACAAAACUUGUUGGAUUUAGUGUUUCAAGAUUUUGUUGGUCUUUGGUUAGAUGAAUUGGCUUUUAACUCUGAACAAAUAAUAGGCAAUAUGAAGCAAGAUGUGUGGGGAGCAAUUCAAACUCUGCAGGAUCGCUUAUCAAAAGUGGAUCACACAAAACUAGUAAUAAGUAAUUUAGAAAAUAAAAACUAUAAUACAAAUAGGUCUGAGGGAGAAGAUCCAGUAUUUAUUUUAUCUGCGCAUUUAAUGUCACCUACAGCUGAGUUAGAUUAUUUGAGAAAAGUCAGUGAAUUAUGUAUCUUAUUCUUGUUACCACCUUGUUAUUCCCUUACUCCAAUAAAAUAUUUAUUGAUAGAAAUUCUUACAUGUAAAAUACUAAAACCAGCAAUAGACUUAAUAACCAAUCCAGACUAUAUAAAUCAAAAGAUUUUAUCAUAUAUUGAUCGACAGCAACUUGCAGAAGCAAUGCACAGGAAAACAUAUGAGUAUGCGGAAUCGUUUGAAGAUUUCAUUCGUAUGAUUAAAAGUUCUAAAGAUUUGGAAGUUCUUAAACAUAUAAGAUAUAAUAUUGUUACGGAAAUUAUGCAAGCUACUACAAUCCAAAAUGUUAAAAGAGCACAAGGUUUAGAUCCAGACAAUAAUACAUUUCGAAAAUCUGAUGCCAUCCAAGCUCGAAAAUUCAAGAGGUACAUCAGUCAACUAACAUAUGCUAAAAAUACAUGUGAAUGUCACAUGCAAUCAUUAGGAUGGAAUGGAUAUCCUGCUCAGGCUAAUGAUGUUACUGAUGCAACAAUAAUUGCAGAAGAUAAACUGUUACCAUUACAACAUAUUUUAUACAAUGUGAUAGGUCGACGAUACCUUUCACAGUUUCUUGAACAAGUGGCUAGUCAAGGCUUGAUUGGGUAUUGGGCAGCUGUACAAGAAUUACGCAAUGCAGAUAAAUCCAAUUGGCAUCAAUUGGGUGCUGAAAUUUUUUACACUUAUAUUACAUCUCCCACUGCUGAAAUAAAAGUUGAUAGAGGUAUUCGCAAAAAAAUGGAAAGCUUUUUGCUAGGUGAUAUAGGGCCUAAUGUAUUUUACGAAGUUCAAGAUAGCGUUGUUAAAACUUUGGAAGAAAAAUAUUACCCAUCAUUUGUGGUUAGUGAACAGUACAAAAAUAUGCAAGAAGCAUUGCUUAAUGAAAGAACAGAUGAUUUAGUAGAAGAUCGUCGCGUGGGAAGUGGAACUUUAUCCGAAAAUAUAUCUUUGCUUGUUGGAGAGCAUUCAAACUAUGCUCGUAGUAAGUUGGAUCAACUACAAGAGAAAUUAAAUAACAAAAUGCAGGCAUUGCAAGCACUAAAAUCUUCGUUAAAACCAGAAAGCAAAGUUUUACAUUUUUUGGCUAAAGAAGUUGAAUGGCUGCAAAAUGAGAAAAGGCAACUAGAAGCACAUUUAACGCAUACAGAAAUGUGGGCGGAACAUUUAGGUCAUUGGAGAGCAGAAGUACAAAGUGCAGAAGUACCAGAUAAUGGGGAAUCUCCGCAAUUUGUUCUGGUUGUUCAUAUGGUAGAAAAUGAAGAUAGCAAUGAGAGUAUAUGUAGUGGUUGGGUUGUCUUACGAAAAUUACAAGAUUUUCAAGAUCUUCACCGAAAACUUCGUCAACUUUGUUCUAACGUAAAAAAUUUAGAUUUACCAUCCCAACCUUUAAAGUUUUUUGGAAAAUCUGAUAAAAAUACCUUGGACAAAGCUAAAACGCAAAUACAAAAAUAUUUAAAUUUUGUUUUAGAAGAUGAAAAGCUGAAUCAAAGCGAAGCUUUAUAUACAUUCCUUAGUCCGAGCUCGGAACAUUUGAAAUAUGCUCCCCCUUCUCCAAAAAAAUCUCGAUUUUCGUUAUCAACUUUGUUCAAAACAUCUACCAAUAGUAGCGAACUUCGUGAUAAGGAGGACGAAGAAGAUUACUCACUGUUGUUAGAUGAUAGCGAUACUGCUCGGACAACUACAGAUGGAUUGAUGAGUGUUAAUAGAGAUGCAAUAGCAGAACCUCUUUACACGCUCUUAGGUGAAAUUUUCGAUCUACGGGGAGUAUUUCGAUGGCUUCGACGUUCAUUAAUUACUUUCGUACAAAUUACUUACGGUAGAACUAUAAACAGACAAAUCAGAGAUACUAUUGCAUGGGUAUUCUCAGAACCAAUGCUUCAUUAUUAUAUACAAUUAUUUACCAAAUCAUGGUGGCCAAACGGUCAUUUGGUGUCCGGGACAGUACUUCGUACAGAUGAAGAAAAAUUAAAAACUCGGGGUGAAGCUCGGAGACAGUUUUUAAAUAACAUACCUGAAGUUUUAACAAAUUUAGUAGGAGCACAGAGUGCUCAGCGUGGUGCAAUCAAAAUCUUUGAUUCCUUACAGAACGUGAAUUUAAACAAACAAUUAUUUUAUGAUAUGUUUGAAGUUGUAAUGUAUGAAGUAUUUCCAGAAUUUAAACGAGCACAAUAA